Molecule: messenger RNA, 417 nt
Organism: Morchella sextelata
Lineage: Eukaryota; Fungi; Ascomycota; Pezizomycetes; Pezizales; Morchellaceae
Exons: 2
Coding region: 1-417 (138 amino acids)
Cellular component (GO): cytosol
Molecular function (GO): deaminase activity
Source: RefSeq, a predicted model, not a curated record
AUGAGUGGGGCCUGUGUUAUCAAGUACUACAACUACCCCGGCGUCGGUGUCCGCAACAGGCAGUACCUCAACUACAGCCAAGCCUGCAGGGUCGGCGACAACAUCGAGUGCGCCGGUCAAGGCGGCUGGGACCCGCUCAACGGCAGCAUCCCCGCCAGCAUCGACGAGCAGAUUGACCAAGCCUUCGAGAACGUCGAUCUCGCGCUCAAGAAGGCCGGCGGCAAGGGAUGGUCCCAGGUCUACAAGAUCCGCAGCUACCACGUGGCCAUGGAUAAUGCGUGCUUGGUUGCGAUGAUCCGGAACUUGCAGAAGUGGUGCCCGAACCAUGGGCCGUUGUGGACGUCGUUGGGGGUUGAGAAGCUGGCGGAGGCGAAGAUGGUGGUGGAGAUUGAGGCGGAGGCGUAUGAUCCGCGGUAG